AUGCCGAAAGCAAUACAACUGACUGAAGACGAGAAAAGACGUAUUCUAGACUUACACAAGCAAAACUAUUCACAUCGAGAAAUCGCAAAGAAAAUCAAUCGAUCCAAAACCGUGGUAAUAAAUUUUUCGAAAGAUCCACUCAAAUAUGGAUCAAGAAAACGAACUGGUCGUAGAAGAAAAGUCGACGAACACACCAAACGGCAUAUUUUAAGAGCUGCUAGUAAAAAGUCAAUAUCUUGUACCGAUAUUAUUCACGAUUUAAAUUCGAAACUGUCAAGAUCGGCGGAUGGAUUCAAAGGAGUAUCGAGAGGUGCUAAAGAAUCAUCUAGUAGACAUUGGUGCCAGAUUGAUUUGACACAAGGCAUUUGGCAUGGUCACGCGUCUAAAACAUCUGCUGAAAAGUAUUCCAUAUGCAAUAUAUAUGGAAGAUCGAAAUCUGUGAUUGAAGAACGUAUCAGAGUAAUCGAAAAACAUUUACAACAAGCACAAGAUGCUAUUACACAGUUUGAACAAAAUCAUGAUUGUUUAAGCGUAUUGAAAGAAUUAAACACAAGUAUUUAUCAAUUAGUUCAAGAAAAACAACAAGUUGUAAAGGAUAAAUUCGAAUAUCAAAGAAAAAUGCUACUUUUGGAUGCAACUGACUAUCAAUUACUUCAAAAUUUCAUUGAUAUUGAACCAAACAGGAGACAUAUCACAUGGACAAGACAUAUAUGGAAAGCAACAAAGGAUCAGCUGAUAAUAGAAGAAGAUAUUGCUUUGUUACAAAAUCGUCUUCUAUCUACAACAUUAAUACCAACAUCUGAUUUGCUUCAUAAAAUCAUAAAUAAUAUUAAUACAAAUAUUCAAAAACUCAAUAAUCCAUCACCCGACUCAACAACAACUUAUACUUCAUCAAACAGCAUUAAAACACUGAUAACUUUGAAGAAAGAUAUUAUUCAAGAAGCUAUCUUUAUUCAUCAGAAAGAACAUGAACAAAUCCAAACAAUUAUACAAAAAGAACAGAACAAGUUUUUCGUUCAAAAUAGAUAUAUGGAAACAACAUCUGAAUACCAGAAACGUGUGAAUGCAGCUAUCGAAAAUGGUCGACAACAUAUGAUUGAAUAUGCAAAUUAUAUACAACAAUUCCAUCCUCAACAAUUACUCAUCAUAACAUCUCGACCGUCAACCACAAACAAAUUUCUUCCCAUCUUACCCUUCAAAAAGCCUAUACAUUUUAAUCCAUUUGAAAACGAACUGGAACAGUUAAUCGGUGGUCAUGAUAUACUAGCAUUGAAUUUAUCAUGGUUACGCUCACAAAUUGGUCGGGUUAAUCAAGAAACAACACUUGUUUUAGGUCUUUCAAUUGCAGAAAACAUGUCAUAUGGUUGUUUACCAGGUACAUUUCAACAAACAGAUAUUAUUGAUGCAGCUAGACGAGCUCAUUGUCAUAAUUUUAUUGAAUUAUUACCACAGUUAGUCGAAGAAUCAUUCAGUGCUGCAAGACAAGAUGAUUAA
Molecule: messenger RNA, 1494 nt
Organism: Adineta ricciae
Lineage: Eukaryota; Metazoa; Rotifera; Eurotatoria; Adinetida; Adinetidae
Source: the annotation of a GenBank genome assembly